AUGCGUUUAUUUGCUCAUCGUCGACGAGCAGGCGUUGCGCUGGAACAUGUUCCCAGACGUUGGAAGCAGCAGGAGCUCGCCGCGGCGACGCCCACGCAGCGCAACUGGCGCGGCAUCCUCAUCGCGCUGCUGGUCAUCGCCGCCGUUCUGGGGCUGAUCGUGUUCAGCAUCGCUCUGCUCACGCCCGCCGGCGACGGGGGCAGGGUGAGGGGGCGGCGGCCGACCCUCGGCGAGGUGCUGGCGGAGCACUACAGGCCGUUCAACGGGACCUGGCUGUCGGGUGAGUGGGAGAGUCGUUCGAAAAGGCGCCUUUGCGGGGAAAGAUUAAAGCUC
Iphiclides podalirius (scarce swallowtail) is the source of this 333-nucleotide messenger RNA. The record is from the annotation of a GenBank genome assembly. NCBI's taxonomy places the organism in Eukaryota, Metazoa, Arthropoda, Insecta, Lepidoptera, Papilionidae.